AAGAGCAUUUGGACACGAGGCGCGCAGAUCGUUCCCACAAACUCGAUGGUUCGCUCUGUAGCCCACCUCUCGGCAGCGAUCGCGCUGGCUGUUGCGUCCGCAGAAGGCGACGUUGUGCCAACAGCUUCAACGUUUCGCGUGCCGUCGACAAGCAAGGCAUUCUGGGCCGAGACGUUCCAGAACACGACGCUCUUUGACGAGACAUCGUCGUGGGUGAAGAGCCACAACAAAAAGUACCGCGAGCAAAAGGUCUCGAUUCAGGAAGGUCCGCGCCUCCUCGGCGCCUUUGCGCAGGACAAGGCGCUCUUGAUGGAAGCGAAAGCGCAGCAUUAUGGCUUUGGCGCCAAGCUUCCGUCGCCGUUCCAGCUCGACGAGUCCAAGAGCGCACUCGUCGUGCAGUACGAAGUCAAGUACCGCGACGGCGUCAACUGCGCCGGUAGUUACCUCAAGCUGCUCCGCGAACCCGCUGACCUCGACUCGCUCGAUGAAAAGUCGCCGUUCAGCAUCAUGUUUGGGCCCGACCGGUGCGACAAGACCAACAAAGUGCACUUUAUCUUCAACCACAAGAACCCGUUGACGCACAUGUACGAAGAGAAGCACCUCGAGAUCUCGCCGCCCGCCAAGACCGAAGACAAGCUCAGCCAUGUGUACACGCUCGCAGUCCACGACGACAAUACAUUCGAGGUGUACGCCGAUCUGGUCGCGAUCAAGAAAGGCAGUCUUCUCACGCAUUUCAAGCCCGCGGUCAACCCACCAAAGGAAAUCGACGACCCGUCCGACGUCCGCCCCUCCACGUACGAAGAGACCGAGUUCAUCCCAGACCCCGCGGCGCAAAAGCCGGAAGACUGGGACGAAGACGCGCCCAAGACGAUUCCCAAUCCCAAGAUCACCAAACCCGACGACUGGGACGACGCGGAGAAAGGCCCAUGGAAGCAAUCGAUGAUGUCCAAUCCGGCGUACCGAGGCAAAUGGACGCCUCCGAUGAUCGAGAAUCCCGACUACUUGGGCGAGUGGGAGCCCCGAAAGAUUCCCAACCCAGACUACUACGAAGACGCGCACCCGGCCCGCAUGGAACCGAUCGGCGCGGUGGCACUCGAGGUCUGGAGCAUGGCCACCAACAUCCAGAUCGACAAUCUUUGGCUCGGCCACGAUCUCCAAGACGCUUUUGACUUUGCGCGCGGAACGUGGGCGCCCAAACAAAAGGCCGAAGAGCUUGCGAUUGAGAUGGAGCCGGCGCCCAAGCCCAAGGAGCGACCGGCGCGCAAAAAAUAUGAGCCAACGUAUUUUGAGAUCGCCAAAGGUUACGCGGCCCGAGGGGGCGAGUACGUUCAAACGUACCCGCUCAUGUCGGCCGUGGGGACUGUCUUUGCCCUGCUCCUCCUUGCGUUCGUGCGUGGUCUGCGCCAAGAUUGGGCCGACGAGCGUCGCCACGAGGAAGCGGAGAAAGAGAUCCCGGAUAUUGCGGUCGACGAUGAGACCGACGUCGUGCACCUCGACGCCAAGACCGCCAAGACCCCCACGGACGCCCCCGUGCCAAAAGACACCGAAGGCCUUCGCCAGCGCCGGCCGAGCACGACCCAGCAAGCGUAAGGUGUCACGUGGUAACAAUAAUGUCUUCUCUUGUCUACA
This is a messenger RNA of Saprolegnia parasitica CBS 223.65, 1629 nucleotides long. RefSeq lists its product as hypothetical. Gene Ontology annotation, biological process: protein folding. Bases 46 to 1590 code for a protein of 514 amino acids. The record is from RefSeq and is a predicted model, not a curated record. Gene Ontology annotation, molecular function: calcium ion binding. The transcript has 3 exons. Gene Ontology annotation, cellular component: endoplasmic reticulum; endoplasmic reticulum membrane. Lineage: Eukaryota; Oomycota; Saprolegniomycetes; Saprolegniales; Saprolegniaceae.